This is a messenger RNA of Xyrichtys novacula (pearly razorfish), 27907 nucleotides long. Lineage: Eukaryota; Metazoa; Chordata; Actinopteri; Labriformes; Labridae. The record is from the annotation of a GenBank genome assembly.
GAGAGAGAGAGAGUGGGAGGGAGGGAGACUGGAACUCAAUUCCUCACAGACAAAUCUACAGAGGCUCAGAAAGACGGUCUCUCCUGCAGCACACAGACCCACACAGCUGGAUGUGGAUUCUCCAUCUUAUUCCAUAAAUCUGAAGGUAAGCAGCUGACAUGUUUUCUCCUCUGCUCGUCCUCAUGGCUGUAGCUGUAUCUCUCUCUCUUUGAAUGUGUGUGUGUGUGUGUUAAUCAGCUGUUUUGCAGCCGGGAACAGGGAUGUGUUGGUCUGACUCUAGUACGCAUGCUGGUUCACAUUAAGACAGCCUAGCUGCAGCUAUAAACACUCUGAAAAACAUACAGUAUUUCUCAAACAUAUGUAAAAGGACUUGUUUUGGGGUGAAGGAAACGAUGGAGUCAUGUAUUGGUUCAUCAAUGGAAAAACAAGACAUGUGCAUGUUUGCAGCUGUAUUUAUAAGAGUGCCAACCUCAUAAAAAGGGAUCUUAACAUCUGUAUUUGUCAUGAUUAUCAAGCUUGGACUAUGUUGCAAUAUCAAUGUUAGAAACUCCUUUUAAGCAUAACAGGAUAAAUGAAUGCAUGUGUGUGUUUUGGUGUGAGCAAACCAGCAAAUGCUCCUGCAAGCAUGUGUGUUGCAUAUGUGUGUGUGAGACUGCCCAUUUGCAUGUGAGUGCAGCACGCUCUCACAUGCGGAACAGCGGAGACCAAAAGGUGCUCAAAUCCGCCGGAUUAGCACAACGUCUUUGGCUUCAGCUGUCACCAUGGCAAAGGCAGGCGGUGGAACGCUUGUGUGUAUGAGAGUGUCCUUUAUAGUCAGCAGGUUCAAUGCAUUCAUCAGCUGCAGGGCGAACAUAAGCAUUAGCCAGCACAAUUAAUGUCACUGUGAAGCAUCAGGAGUUUAUUUAUGAAGUGGUCAGUGUGAGGUUUUUAAAAAAGUCAGGUUUAGGAGGCAGGGAAGACUGUGUAGAAAAAUUACAUCUGAGUGAAUCAACAAGUUUUCAGGGAACGAUAGAGACCAUGGGAGGUGGCGGUCAGUAAAGGGAGCAAUUCCAGUCUCUUCACUUUCUCAACUGGGAAUUGGAUUUGUACGACGGCUUUUCGAAGAAUCACCAGACAAAAGCCCGUAGACCAGAUUAGCCAGGCAUUAAUCUUGUUUGUAAAUAGCAUGACUCAGGACAGUGUUUGGUAGUAAAUCCUGCAGGACAUACGUAACCUGUCGGACUCUUUCUUCUGAUGCUGUUUAUUUGGAUUCAUGAGCAGAUGUUUGGCUUUUCCAGGAUGUAAGAGUAUAGCUCUCAUGCUGGAGGAACUACUUCUGUCAUUGGAUCAGUCCAUCAGGACUUAAAACUUUGCAACUGGACAUCAAGGAGUAAAUGAAGAGAUUAUGAGAAUUGAUGUGGGAGAACAAUAUAGUGAUGACAGGGGCUGGUAAAACAAAAAGAAGACAAGCCCGACUUCAUGGUAUUCAUUCUGGCAUUGAAGUAGGUUACAUUAAAAAAUCAAUACUACUCUCAUAUCCUCUUAUUAAUGAUAAAAGUCUAUUACAUUAGUGUAAAAGUGUAAAAGUUUCUGGUUUAACAAGAGAAAACUCUUCAGAUUUUUCCAGAACAACAAAUUCAAAACUCCAAAGGAGGUCAUAACUCCUCAUGGGGCUUACAUUAUUGCAAAAUAACUAGCAAAUGUAUACUCAGAUCCACCAAUGUGCACACAUACUCAUAAAUGCGUACUCAGUUCAACAAACGUGUUCUCAUAUCUACAAAUGUGCACUCAGACCUACAGACGUGUACUUGGAGCCAUACAUGUUCACUCUAAUCUACAAAUAUGUACCCAGAUCUACAAACAUGUUAACAGGUCCACAAGUGUAAACCUAGAUUUACAAAAUCAUACUCAGAUUCACUGUGUGUAUCAGACCCCUAGAUGUGUAAAAAGACUUCAAUCUACAAAUGUUUACUUAGAUUUAUACAGCUGUGCUUAGGUCCUUAAAUGUGUAUGUAGAUCAACAAAUGCAAAACUCAUAUACCACACAGACUUGUAGAAAGAGCCACAAAUGCAGAGUCUGAGCCACAUAUGUGUCUACAGAUAUCAGAUGUGAACAAAGAUCGGCAUUAUUUAAACCAUUUGGUAAAUGUAUACAUGAUUAUUUAAGGAUGGAAAGUUCAAGUGUUUUUACUCCAUGAGCUGACAAAAAACAAACAUCAAAAUGUCAUCAGUUACAACGAAGUCUGUCUGUUCAAACGUGAUGCUUGUUACAGAUCUGCACAUGUGUACAGCUAUGUCCAGAUAUAUGAGGGUAAAGUGGAGAGAUUCACCCGUUGUGCUUUGAUUUGCUGCUAACAGCAUUCUGCAAUCUUAUAAUCAUUUGAAACAUAUAGAGUUUGCUACCCAGAAAUGUUGUACUGUUCCUGAAUAUGGCUGAAUAUGGCUGACAACUUAAUUUAGUCCUUAGUUGACAAGCUUUUCUUGGAGGACGCAAUGAUCCAUUCAUACACAUCCAGCCGCACUCUGACUAUUGAUAUUGCAUGUUGUAUAUCAAUUCCAAUUUAUACAGUUGUGUUGUUCAUACCAAUAAAAUGGUCCAGCAGUAAAAUGUGUCCUGGAGCUUGGAAGGAAAAAGAUAAGGUCUUAUAGGGUCAUGGCGCUUGCAUCUGGAACAAAGACAUAAAUCUCUUUCGUUUUUGCUCUAUUAUGCAUCUUCUUAACUCAAAGCAGUUACAAGAUUUCGCCAUUACUAAAAUGACAACAGCAUACAUAGAUUGAUGGAAGGAUAAUCAGACACUUGUUUGCGACUCUAAGCUCCCUAGCACUUUACAAAGCCCCUCAAAUGUGCUGCCUUUUGCAGAAUAAAUCCCUGCUGGCUUAAAGCAGGCAGUCAGAUUGAAUCUGUGCAGUAUUGACAUCCCUACACGGUGACAAAGUCAGGAGAGGACAACAGGAAAAAGCCAUAAGUUGACUCCUUGGACAGAGGAUUUAGCCCCUGUUUUUUUGCAGAGAUGCAUUAAAAACGCAGGGCUACAAAUCACGUGGGAGGUAAAUACCAGCGCAAAAUAUGACCCUGAAAUAAUACCGCUGGUAGAUGUGCACACCCACACAUCGGAGAAAAAAACCUUCACCCACAAUGGUAGCCAUUUGCAGGGAGGUAAAUUACUCCAUUAUGUUGGACUGUGUCAUUGAUCCUCAGGCCUUUCAUUGCUUAUAGUUGCUUUGUGAAAUCGUAAUGAUGUUGGCCACAGUCGAUUCAUCUCCAUUUGUGACUCCCCUCUGCAAUUCAAUCACUCAGGAGUGACACACACCUCUAAUUCUGUCUAUCAUUUGUUUGUUUGUUUUUUUACCUCUGACUUUAUCUUUUCCUGAUUUCCCUCCUUCUCUCUUACUUUCCUCCCUUGUUAUCUGUCUUUCAUUGUUGGCUCUACCACACUGGCCUCUUAAUGAUCACAGAGGGGCUUGUUAUACCCAAAAUACUGCUGUCAGAAAUAUGCAGGAUAAAGGAAUUUCUAUGAAGAAAGCAAGGAUGGCAUGUUGAAGGAUAAUUGAGAUCAAGAUGGCUGAUGGUCCGGAGAGAAGAGCGUGAGGAGGGUCUUCUCCUGGGCGAAAGAGACUAAAUUGAAAGACAGGAGUCUGUUUACAGAGUUAAUGAAAGAGGCUCUGCGACAGACUAAAUUGAGCAUUAGGCAAGCUGCUGCAGAGUUGACUCUCCUCAAGUAAGAAAACCUCCACUGAAUGUCAAUUUGCCGUCUUUGUCUCCAACUCUCUUUCUUUUCUACUGCCCUUGUCUUUUGCUCUCUGCCCUUCCUUUCUGCCUCUCCUCUUUCCCCGGUCUCCGCUCCAUUGAGCACACUACAGUGGCAGGGCCCGUCUUUGUCAGGAGCAGCGAGACAAAACGCCAGCAAAAUAAUGGAGGGGGACUUGUAAAUUCCCCACAGACACUUUUUAUAGUUCCUCUGUUGCCUGUCAAAGCAGACAAUGCUUACACUAACAGGCAUGCAUCUGAUGUGGGCACGAGAAGUGACAGGACAGUUAAAAGCCUAAUAUUCUUCAAAGUAAUACGGUGAUUUAUUUAUUUUAUCAAUAAGGAAAACAAUUAAUAAAGUUCUUGUGAUUUUAAAGUCGUAAAUAUGCGCUAUUUCCAUGUUAUAGCUGUAACAAUAAGUAUGUUGUUAAUGGGUCACACGACUUUUUCCACACAAAACAUGAGAAUUAUUGUUUAGUGUUUCUAAUUAGAGCCUAUAAGUGGAUUAUAAGCAGUAAUAGAUGUUUUAAUAACAUCUAUUAACAUUUAUAAAUGUUUAUAAGCACCUCGUAAGGUCUUGUAAACGGUUUAUGAACUAUUCAUUAAAGUUUAUUACCAGGACCUUAAUAUGAAAUUUUCUUUUCUCUGUUGUUACCAUCAGCUUCAUGGGCCAUUUUGGUGUCUCUCAGCCCAUUGUUUUUGUUUUAUUUGUUUCCAGUAACUUUCAUGUGCUUGUUAACUUAUAUUGUAUGCAUAUUGCAACUGCACUUGGCAUCUUUUAUUAUAGUAAUGCUAAACAUCUGUAUGCUCCCUUGCACUAAGCUGCACACAGAGAAAGUUAGGGAGUAGCUCAAGGAUAGUAAGGGAAUGUGUCCUAAAACAGUUUUUGCUGUUGCAAGGUCUCAAAAGUUGUCUCACAGCACUUCCUGGUCCAUAGAAGUGAUCAUUCAGUCUGUUUUUAGAGGUUCUGCUUCAUAAUUUGACAAAGAAAAUCUAAAACCAAUCAAUAGAAAUGGUGUCACACCAUUAGUAGCAGCUCUAGGCCCGGAAACUGUACCUCAUAGAAGCAGUGUGGUUAGUUUCUACUCAGUUAGGACCUAUGGCGUUUUUGUUGACAGAGAAGAUGUCAAAAGUUUUGUUUUUUCUUGAUUCUAAAUGGUAGAUUAUCAAAUGGUGACACUGGCGAACACGACUGUUUCCAAAAAGUUGAACUGAAUUCAACAGCAAAUGCUAAAAGGGAAGUGACAAAAAGCAGCUGAUGCUGUGGGAAAUGAGGGCUAGAAAAACCAAACAUCAUGUGGUUUGAGGCUUUGAAAGCACAAAAAUCCUAAUUAAACAGCCUGUGAGAGAGCAAUAAGGCAAGAAAGAGGUAUUUUAUUUCCUUUGGGUGUUGACUGUGGGUAAAACAAAGCAAAAGAAGGAGUAAAACUGGGAUUACACUCAUCAAAUCAACAUAAACAUGGCCCAAAAAAGUGCUUCGUAAUACUAGAUACGGAUGUUUAAAUGUUCAACAUUUUGUUCCUGGAGAGAGUUUUCGAACAUCAACAAACACCAGAGCAUGACUGAAAAUGCUAACUUUACAGAACUGGGAAUCAGCUACAGUGCACCUGACAAAUCAGCCAUACCCCAAUAAUACAAAUGCAUGCAAUAUAUGUAUUGACACAAAUGCCUUAUAAAUGUCCCCCUCAUAAAAAAGUUAAUGAGCCUCUUUAAAAACAUUUUUGGCUUUAAAUAUAUAACUAUAUAUAUAUAUAACUUUUGCUUUAAGAUUAACAUGGGACCCAAUGGGAUUUCCUUAGCUUUUGAGCCAGCCUCAAGUGGUCACUUCAGGAACUGCAGAAUUUUGCAUGUCUGCCUUAAUUUUGGUGAUAUGGGAUUUUCCUAAUAUGGGAACAAAUGGCUCUAAUGCCUCUACGAAACCUGACAUUGACAAGUAUUUUUAUGUCACACUCCUCCCCCCACCAAGUAUUCAUACGAUGAUGAUGGUUUUAUUUGUAAAGCAUGCUUGUUGAAGUUGAGUGGAGCUGGUGUUCAACAUGAGUAUCUUAUAAUUGCAUUAGGGGUACCGAGGGAAAAUGAUACUGUCAUGAAAUGUGAGAAUGUUGCCAAUGCCAAAAUGAAUUAUUCAUAUUCCCAACUGUCUGAAUAAUUAAUAUGUUAUGCACAAUAUAAACAUAAAGAUAAUUUGCUUCAAGCUUUUUUUACAAUUAAUUACAAUGUCCAUCAUAAAGUUUCAGUAAGCCCUCCUCCAUUAUUCUUAAAAGUAGCAUUAAGCAGUUUAUUGACCCCUCUGUGAAUCUUAAGAAAGGCUUCCAAAGUGCUUCCAAGAAGUGUGCAUGUGGGUGUAUGUACCUUCAACAACAGUACAUGUGGGCGAAAAAGACACGUUUGCACUAACGUGCAGAAUCAGAUUCGAAAGCAUCCAUGAUAAUAUCUCUGCACGCAUCAAAUGUGACUGUGUGUGUGGGUUGGUUGGUGCAAGCUUGAGCGGACAAGGCGUCUAAAAACAGCCUCACCUCACACUGAAAACUGGUUUUCAUGCUGUUCAGUCAAAAUGCUCAUAGUAGGGAGUGUGUGGGAAGCUCCAUAUUCGACCCUCCCCUGCUAGUGAGUAAGUCUUUAUAUGUCAGCUUCUGUCUCUGUAUAUAGGUUGGUGUCAUCCCUGCAGGCAGAAACAGAGCGGGAGAUUGCAGGUCAAGAGCUGAUCAGGGAGAAGCAGCCUUAGAGUCCAAGGCCUUGUCCACAUGUAUGGGGAUAUUUUUGGAAACAUAGUUUUUUUUUCUGUGUUUUAGCCACACGUACACAGACUUUCAGGUCAGCAGAAUGGGGGUUCUUCAAAAACGCCCUCUAAAGUGAAGACAUCUGUUUUGUUUGUAUUCAAGAAAAUGAGUUUUAGCAAGUGUUUUUGGGAAACAUCACCUAAACUUGCACAUGGCAAUCGUUAUUGUUAUGUAUGACACACAUGCCAAGAUGGCAGUUGAAUAAAUAAAACACACUGAACAGUUUUUAACUCGCCAAUUUAUACACUGUUUAAAGAACAUUAUAGUUUCUGCUCGCUCAAGAAGACACCCAACAUACUGUAUGUACACAACGCCCAUCAAUGGUGGUUUGGCGUGACAUUAUUGCCACAUACUGGCCUGGCAAGCUUAUACUGGCGCUUUCACUAAUUUCUAUGUUGUUGUGGUGAAAGAUAAAUAUUCAUAUAAGAUAUUUUUUGGAAGAUGCCAAGACAUGAUAUUAUAGAAAAUUAUCUGUUUAAGAGUGGACAUGGCCUGACGGUAGCAGCAGAUUGAGCUUUUGUUUUUGUACGUAGGAACUGGCAGGGAUUAGGGGAAGAAAUAAGUCAUAGACAAACAUGUCAGAGAAAAGAAAAGAGGCUGACAAGUAAGGAAAGUGUGAAAUAAUGUUCAUAAAGAGAGUGAGAACUUCACUGUGAUAGCUUCUUCCUGUGAAUAUUGAUGUUUUUUCCACUCCCACACAAGCAGAUUUCUCUGCCUCGGUCUUGAAGAACAAACAAAUCUGAGAUUGAAAGCGUCCAAGGCCAAAGCUUGGGGGGGAAGGAUAAGUGGGUUGGGGGGACUGUAGUGGGGAGUUAAGUACAACUAAAACAUACAGGUUGUUGUUCUCACAGGGGAAAUUCCUUUGGUGCUCCAGUCUUUUCACUGAGGCAACAGGCUAGUGACUUUGAACCAUUCUGCCCUCAACAAAAGAAAAAGAGGUCCCUCUAUUCUUAAUUCUCCACCCACCUCCCCCAACCUGUCUCACACACACACAUUAUAUCUUGACUACUUCUCGCUGAAUAGAGCACAUAUGGAUGGACGUUCAAGAUCUCUAAUUGGUCUGCGCGCUGCUGCGACACAGCAUGCAUGUCAGCAUCAGCAUGACAUAAAUACUGACCACCACAUCUAACAGGACACCACUAAUUGCGGGGUGUCCGUAAUACUUAAGCUCUUGUUGUGAUUUGUGGUGGACGACAUGCUUUUUUAGCCUGCAAACUUCAGCAGUCUUGUAACGGGUGGCAUACUUCAUUUAUUUACAGUCUGGAAAAAACAGCGAAAAAGCAGGUCACACUCUGAGAAACCAAGCUUAGACUUCCAAAAAGGUUCAAUGAAAAGACAUUUGAACAGAUGCUCAUUUCAUCAAGUUUUCGUCAGCUCAAGUUUAGCAGUCUUGGAGUGUAUGGAAAGUGUGUCAAUGAGUGUCCUGUGUGUUCUUGUCUUUUAGGCCAUUCUGCCGGGGAAGACAGCCAAACCCGCCUAAGGGAGCCGGAGAAUGGAGAUAGCCAUGUGACCCAUUCGUUCGCUACUGUCGACAGCAUGCUUCGCCUCCUCCGGACCUUGGCUUUCUGCUUCUGGUGUUCCUUGCUGCUUCACAGACAGGCUGUGGCUGAUGAGGAGGCCCUGUGGGGACCAACGCCGGCGAGGGAAAAGCCACCUGAGGACUCAGGAAGCUGGUACAGCCAGUGGAUUCCAAAGCGCCCUUCCAUACCCUUUUCAUUAAAUUUCUUCCAGUAUGGAGGUUCGAAUAGUAAAGACCAGGUCGCUUUGUUGACCACAAUCGCCACAGGUCUACCAGGACCAACUGAUCGCAUGAAAGAGCAUUUGGGUUCAGGGGAUGGCGACAUUUCUGAAUCCUCUGAACCAACUACAACUCAGGAGCUCCUAAGCAGUGUGACAGAGAUAAGAACACAAACACUUCCUACAGGGACAUCAGAUUCUCCACACAGCACCACAGUGCAGAGCAACAAUGAUACUCUUGUUUCAGAUUCCUACUCUCCCACAAGCAGCUCUAUCAGAAACACUCUGUUCACCAACAGCCCCACCGGCACGAGCGGUCCCGAACAGAACACAACACAUACCCACCCACCUCAAAGCAGCACACAACCCAGCAUGGGUGCCACUACACAACACCCUCCAGAGAAACACGCUGAUAAAGAAGAGGCUGAAGAUUUUGCAGAAAAGACCUCUUCAACGAUAGCACCAGAAACCACAGUUCCCACUGCCUUGACAUGGGCAGAAGCCAAAACUACAACAACAAUCCCAGGACUUGUUGAAACUACACUGCCUAGACACACUCAGUGGCCUGUCACCACAACCCCUACUUCCUCGAAAACCACGUUUCAAGACACCACUGUUACAAUAACCCUUCAUGCUGAAGAGGCCACUCUGACAGAAUUUCACCCGACUCAGAGUGAGACUGAUCUGGGCUUCUCUGAGGCCAGGUCAGGGCCUGUGGAGGAACAGCAGGGGGUGAUCACCACCGCUAUGGGGAUCAAUCGAGAAGCAGCGACGGAAUCCAUCACAAGCACGACUCCGAGUCAAGGGGUUAACUUCUCAAUAGCAGGAGGUAAGCAAACUUCAACAAAUCAAUAGCGGCUGGAUUGGCUCAAUAGACAUGAUCAAUCAUGUUCAGGCAGGUCUUAAGUGUUCAAUGGGUGGCUGUCAGAAGGCAGCAGACAGUUUGGUGUGAUCAAUGAUGUUUGUGACACGGUAAGUAGUAAAAGGUUAGACAUUAGCAUAAAUCCAGAUCUUUAGGAACCCAGUCAAUGCUAGACGAGUACAUGUCUGGAACCCACAACGGAGGACUGGAGCCAACUUUAUUCCAAUAAUAUUACAGUCUACUCUUGAUACUGACUUUACUCUUGUAAUAUUAAGAUUUGAGAUCCAUAAUACUAUGGCUUUAUGGUCUGACAGCUUUAUUCUCAAAUUUAUAACAUAAUCACAAAAUCUCAAAAACAACAACUCUAUACGGUGGCCCUAAUACCUUGUUGUAGGAAUGCACAUCAGCAUGAUUGUAUUCAUGUGUUACUUGUUUGAAUCCCUUUGUCCAGAGAGAGUUCCUUCGGUGUACUGUUUAGUCCCUCUCAGAUAAUGUGGUAUUAAUCAGUGUUGGUUUUGGCUGGGCUACUGAUCCUGUGAACAACUAUGUUUCAGCAGCGUGAGACUUUUCAGAAAUGGGAAUUGUUCCACAGCACAAUAAUCCAAACCAUUGACAAAAGGAUAGAACAUCUUUAUUGUAUUCCCAAUGCUUGCUUCCCGCUUUGAUCUAUUCCAUGUAAUAGUUUCAUGACAGUAAGAGUGGAGAAUGCAGCAUCAAAAGCUUUUGUGCAAUCUGCAAUGUUUGAAAGGCUUCUUUUCAAGUGACGUGUUGUUGUUGACUGUUACAAUCAGCACGCUGAGUUGUUAUUGCAUUUCCCAACCGUCAACAGUGAGUAAUGCGCACCGUCCAAUUUAAAUGAAAAUAUUUCCAUUUCCUCAGUAAAUGCGAGGAAAAUGAAUCCGGAUCCAAUGGUCUGUUUGUUCUCCACAGAGGACACGAAGGUAGAGACGGUGAGCCAAAACAGCUUCUGGUUGCUAGCAGGUAUCCGGAGACUUUGACUCGACAUUGAGCUAAUGCCUCCAUCUUCAAAGCCCAUCCCCCACCUGUAGUGGCUGUCUGGUGUCUGUAUGGUUAAUGAGCCUUCAGAGGACCAUCCUCCAGCAGGUACAGACACAUUCAUCAUGUGGGGUCAAAGGUCUGGCCAGAAAAUGAUGAGUCGAUUAUUCUCAGCCAAGGAGGCUCACUGUCCAUCUGAUAAAACCAUGAUUAUUGGAUGGAUGUAUGCAUACAGAGGUGUCUGCUGAGCAUGUGUAGGACAUAAUGAUAUUCUACUUGGAAAUAUUGACCCGCAUCCAUCUCUCAAUGUUGCUAUCCUACCAAGUAUAUUUUCUUGGCUUUAAGCUUGUUUGUUUUAUUGUGAAAAAUAACAUAAACCAUUGAGUAAAACAAAAAUGAAUAGUAAUCUCAACAAAAUAAAGGGCACUUAGCACUUAAUUUAGAUAAAUCACAAAAUUUCAAUAAUUUAUCAUGAUUAAUUGCAUUUUUAAAAUUCAAUUACCUUGCAUUUUAAAACUGCUUUUAAAGGUACAGUUUGUAGAAAAGAAAAUAUUUGGUGAUAAAUAGAUGAAAUACAUCCUUGUCAACCCCUCCUAUCUGUGAAGUGAUGGUGGCCUCUGAGGACACAAAGCUCUUGUGAGAAAUGAAAGGUAUGAUCCUCCAAUUGUUGAAUAUUUAACCAUCUAUCCAUAGUAUUAUUUUGCAAAAAAAUUCCACUCUUGUUUUUGUCUUCAAACAGCUGCAUUUGAUAUUCAAAAGACCAUUAUUAGUUUUUUUUUUUUGUGCCACAUCAGGAACAUCACAAUAAAGAUGGCUGCCUCCAAAAAAGGGGACCUGCUCCCAAUGUAGAAGUCAAAGGCCUUUUCUCUGUUAAUAAAUAAGAGAAAUCUUACAUAUUUAGGUGAUUAUAUUCUAAUUCAAACAAACUUCAAAAUAUUUUGUCCCAUUUCAACGAAACCCGUUGCCUCCAAACAUCACACACUGCUCCUUUAAACCUAUGUCAACAAUGGGAAGCCAUUCUUACCAGUGUUUUCAUUUUGGAAUAAAACAAAUGCGUAUUUUUGUCAAUUUAGGUCUUUAAAAUAGUGCUUCUGUGGCGCAGUUGCCUACCUACACUCACUGCAACUGUCUGCUUAGCUCAAAGGUGGUAGCUCAUACUCAAGUACUUGAUAGUUUAAUUGAUGGUGUUAAUUUUAGUUAAAGUAGCAGCAAGACGACACUGCAGAGGCUUACCUAGGGUGUGCUAAAAGGGACAUUCACAUUUUCAAAAUUACAAUGUCUUUCACUUUGAUUCGUACAAUUUUAAGCUUAAGUUUAAGUCAUGUCACAGAAUUGUAGGUGUUCAGGGCUUUCUCUUUCAGUGGGAUAAUCUUAAUUUUAAAACAAUUUAUUCUGCAUAAUCUGAAAAAGUCAAGGAUGGAUUCCUUCUUGUGUUGUGUGAAUUCAACAACUUCAGAUCUCAGGUCUCUCACACUGCUCGCAAUGAAAGCUGCAAUGUUGUGUUUAGUCUACAGUGCCAGUGUUUUGUCUGCUCUUGUUUUUUGGCGUACGAAAGCGAUAGCAGGGAGGGGGCUUGGCCUGGGUGUGGGAAGGGCCACUGUUGCUGUGUAUCAGUAUUCCAAACGCACACUCAGCGAAUCCACCACCUCUCCUGUGGGACCGUGCGCUCGCCGGUCGCUGUUCACGGAUGCUGAACAUGCUUCUUGCCAUUUAGACUCCCCCCCUACCUCCCACCCUGCCCCCACCUUUUGCAAUCUUUUUUUGCCCCUGUACAAACACAAAUCCCUGUCACUUCUGUCUGUGGACAGACAUGUCAGCUUUGGCUGCUUUGUAGACUGAAAAUAUCUCACUGGGGUUACGAAAAGCUCCUUGCCAUUCAUGGAAAUAUGACAACCAAUAAAGGAUGAAUUUUGUGCACCCUAGUAGUAUAUUUGGUGCAGUGUUGUUCUGUUAAAUGAUUACACCUUGCCAAAGGACACACAGAAGGAGACUAAUAAGAAAAUGAAAGCACUGCACCCCUGCAUUAUCAUACAUUAUCCCAGUGUGAAUAAUCCAUCUAGGUGCAGGAAUUUAUUUCAAAGCAGCACGGGGUGAAUCAUACUGGAGGUGUAAAACAUCUUAACCGCACAUAUUGUUUGAUUUUCAUUGAUCGAGGGAGCGUUUGCUCUGUGGCAUUGCCCUUGAGGAGGCUGUCAGGUAUGAAAAAAACAAAAAUGCCCCGCACGUGUCAAGUCCUCUACUGAGGGACGCUCAAAUAAUGUCUGAUAGCGGGGGCAAUUAUGAGAGGAGAGCAGAAAAUGAAAAAAGACAGAACUGAUGAGAUACGUAGUAUGCUAAUGUAGAUUUUUUAAAGCAGAAGCUAUUACUAAUGUACAUUUUUCUCUUCUCCCUCCUCCCAUUUUCAUAUCUGUCAGCUGUAUUAACAGCAGCUGCAGCAGACUAGCCCCUCAACACCCUCCAUUAAGGAUAUACUGUCUCUGUGAUCUGAGCACUAAACCAAAAAAAGCUAAUGCACAUCCAUUGGCAAAUUAAUUGAUUAUAGAAAUGGAUGUACAAGUAGAGCAUGUGACAUGAAUAUCUGCUGCUCUGCUAUGGAUUUUAAGGGGCUUUAAGGCAAAUGGAGAACACCAUGGUGACUUUAAUGUUAUGCUGAUCUUCUCAUAAUGACUUCUUUGACAGAGCUCAUGUGUGUUAAGAAAAUAGAGGGAUUAAGGACAUGUUUGUUUUUAGGAUUUGACCCGGGGCUUUUGGCAGAAUUACCUCAGCUGAAGCUAAAUAUGCAUUUUUAAAACAAUCAUGUUCUGAUUUAAGUGGUUUUAAAAACAAGAUUCAUUAAAAACGCCACACCAUCUUAAACAUGGGCAAAAUUAGCAAAAUGAUGCAUCAUAUUCCUCUCUCUUCAGGGUGGGAAGCCCAGAUUCAAACGAAUUAAAUCAUAAAACAACAAGAAUCUGAAAAACUGAUUUAAUUUGAUCACUUUCAAAUUUAUGAGACACAAACAAGAUUAGAGUGACCAUAUUCUGACUUCGCAAAAAGAGGACACGACUACGCGGGGGUGGAGUCACGGAGUUGCACAAAGUUAAUUUUGAGAGUUUUUCGGGAUGGAACGAGUGUCUUUUACAUGUUUCUAACUCAGUAAGCCCACGUGACACAAAAUCAAAACUCUUGUACAAAACCACGGACAUUUGAAGGAUUUUAUAAACUUCCCUUGACAAAUCCGGACAAAGCCGGACAACUCCCAAAAAAGAGGACAUGUCCGGGUAAAAAAGGAUGUAUGGUCACACUAACCAAGAUGAUAUGUAGUCACAAUCUGAAGAGACAGAGGGUAACAUUCAAGUUAAAAAACAUUUGUGAUGAUAACUGUUAUUUCUUUUACUUUCAUAUCCAUUCAUAAAAGUCAACAAAGACAAUGGAUAGUAAAGAUCUGAAAAGACAUCAAGCCAUAUUUGAGUUUUGAGUCAAAAACAUUCCUGAUGACCACCAUCAAUAGACAGCUGAUGCUAGUAUUCAAGAACUUUUUAGCUAACGUCCUCACAUGAGAUUUAAAUAUGUGACAGAGCAAACACGUAUUACUUUUAGAUGUUAAAACUGAUCCUUAACUCAUUCAAAUUCAUCACAGGAUCAAAUAUAUGAAUGUAUUUUGAGCUUAAAUCCGGAUGUUAGCUGUGUGGCUCUCCCUUUACGUUUAACUGUUGUUUUAAAGGAGGUGUUAUCAUCACUGUAGGCACACUUCAGAUAAGAAUGAUGGGUUAUUUUAACGCUGCACAAGCAAAUGUAUUCUUUUUAUUAGCUGACAAGUCGUAACACUAACAAUUUAGUUGGUGUGUCUAUGAUUUACAGCCAGGAUACCAACAGUCAGCUUCCCACUCUGUACAUGACCUUACAGGGAUACAGCAGCUGAAGGAUCAUGGUCUUUAUUUGCAGGAAGGCAUUAAAAGAAACAUUAAGCUUUGGUAUCUUAUCAAGGAUAUCCCGUUUUUGUUCUUUUUAUGAGCAUUGGACUAUUCUGCUCUGCUGUUCAACCCCCUUCCUCGCCGUCUUAUCGCUCUGAGCUCACUGUGCUCGAAACAAACCAGCACAUGUACUCUCCGGCAAACUCUCUCGGGGCUUACGCAGAUAAAACAGAGUGUAAUGGAGUGCAACAUCAUCGUUUGUUUAUUAUUUCUGGAGGCAGGAGAUAAUGAGGAGCUCCUAAAAAUAACUACCGCGCUGAAAUGGACAUCAUUGCCUCAGAGAGUUCCCCUGAUGAGGGUGCUACUUUAGAUUCAGUUUAGGCUUUAUAGGCUGAGAUCCAUAUCCUGUCAAUGCAUCAAGUAUUCUUCCUUUAACUGAGAAUUAACAUGAGAACAUCAUACUUUAAAGUGAAGCAAUAAUUAGUAAAAUUACACCUCAGCAUAUGUGUUGUGAUGAGCUAUUCAAUAAGUGCAUCCCUUUCUGCUUUGAAUGUACAAGGUCAGCAGAGUGGCUGGUCAUCAGUAUUAUGGCUGUGAUGUGUUGAAAUGAUGAGUUCCUCAAUUAUAACGAAGAGCCCGGGUGCACAUGCUCGCUGUCCUUAUAUCUCAUUUGUAGCAGAUCUUGUUAGCUGCUGUAAUUGAGUUUAGUUUAGAGUGGCUGUGCAGCAGAUCUAACCUGCUGAGCGUCUCUUUCCAUUGCAUCUGGCGUGCUCGAAAAAAAAACAGCUGAUUACUGUAAAAGCAAAGACAGAAAGAAACUGGUUUGAAUUUAGUUUUACUACUCAUUAUGCAGGGUUCAAGCUGAGACAAGUUUUGUUUGUAUUUUUAUUUCAUUGGUUAUUUUUCUGGAUGUUGGUUGUUUACUGAUACUGACGUUUUUGCAACUGGGGUUUUGACCAAUCAGGAUCACGUAUUUUUUUUCAAUAAUCAGAUUUUAUUUUCAGAGUUUACUUAGAACAUCAUUAAGCAGUGGUUUUAAUCUAGGUAACAAUAAUUAAUAAAGAGAAUUCAAAUGAGGUAGAGAAUGACAAGAAAAGGAUAAAACAUGAGGGGGAAAAAAGGAAAACAAAACAAAAACAAGGGUUAACAAAGAAAACCCUUAACAACAACACAACAAUGUGUCAUCAAUUAAAGAAAUAUGUGUCCUUGUACUUGUCAAAAAGUAUUGUUUAUCAUCAGUCAGCUCAGUCUGGGACCUCCUAAACUAGUAUUUCCCCUUUGGAUAGUUUCACUUAUACCUUUAGGCAAGUCAUCCAUAAGGGGCCGCCAUAUGUACAUAAAGAUAUUAUCAUUCCCUUUUAAUUUGGCACUUAGCCUUUCCAUCAGAAUAAAACUCUAAACAUUUCUUUGUACCACUGAGUUACAGUAGGAGGUUUUUCGCUAGUCCAAAUAAAAAGUAUAGAUUUUCUGGCCAAAAAUAAGAGUUUAUGAAGUGAUUUUGAUCUUUUCAAUCCAUAUGUGGCAGCAACAAUAGAAACUGGCCUGAAUCUUUACAGAUCUUGUUUUUGAUUAUUGCUGUCACUUCCUUAGAUACACAUGACCAGAACUUUGAUAUUCUUGGACAGCUCCAGACACAGUGUAUAUAUGUUCCAUUUGUUAACUUACAUUUAAGGCACAAUGGUGAUCUAUUAGGCUCAAUUUUGUUCAUAACAUGAGGUGUCCUGUGCUGUCUAUGAAGUAUUCUAUACAGGAUCAAGUAUUUAACACAGGUGGGUUAAGCCUGGUUUAUAAUUCUGGGUCAAAUCCAAGCCAUAACCUAUGUCAUCCACAUAGAGCCACAUAGCCGUGUGCCUACUCAGUGGCCUACACAGCCUAACAUCCAUUUUCUCCAAAAAAUUUAUUGCAUGCCUGCAGCACAGAUCACAAGUCCUGUGAUUGGUCCGUUAAGUAGCAUUGUGACUUCCUGUAUUUAAAGCAUACAGUGAAUAAGCACCAAUACAUCCCAUCUCCCUGACUUCUGCUCUCAGUCAAUCCAGUAUGACCAACUGCAGUUCCACAUUUCUCAGCUCUAACUUUGACUCAAUAUGCUCGGGUUCGGUCGCCAUGGUUUCAACAAGCAGAGAAUGUAGUGGAUUUAAAGGCUAAAUCCACGACCUGAAUGAAUUCUCCAGUUGUUUUUACAGAUAUGAAUAAUUAGUGUAUUUGUUUUGUCACUUUUCUCUCUUCCUAUUUAACUGAAACCAAUCUCCAGCUGUGUGAAAGCCAACAGUGCAAUAAAGUUAUGCUCCGAUUUUACUUUGGAGACUUUUAAAAUUUACAAUUAACUCAGGCGCUAUGAGCAUGACCUAGAUUACACCAGCUAGAAUUACCUUGUAGCUGUUUUGAUUUUUUUCCAGCUCAUUAUUCCUCCCUCAAGUCUAAUGCCUCGGUUUCUUUUAUUAAUAUUAAUUCUGAAUCUUUAAAACCAACUGAGUACCUGGUAUCCCUGGCUUCAUCACAGAGUCAGCUAAUCAGUUUUUCUUCACUCUGAAUGUUGUCCCAAAUCUCAUCUGCAGCAUCAUUCAUUUAUAACCGCUGCAGAAAUCCUGCGAGGAGAGAGAGGAGACUGUGAAAACAUAUUUUGCCUGCGUACCAAAGGGAAAAGAGAAAGAUGUGGCUCUGUAAUUAAGUCAUUUCAUGUUGUAUCUGUCUGUUUUCUCUUUGUAUGAAAUGCUCAUCUGUGUUUUCUGUCGCUUUGUCGCACCAAGACAGAUGAUUGAGCUAGGGUUUGACUUUGUGAUGGACCCGGAUGCACUCUCACAGAUCAGGAUGUCAAUGUAAUUAGACUACAGAGGGCCAGACGACUCUGCUAUGGAUGACUGGCCUCAACUAAGUGGAAGAUAGGCUGAUCCAUUUGACAGAACUGGGUUAAGAAAUAUAGUCCCUGGUUCUUCUGCCGUGUGAACUCUCAGAUUUGCUUCGACCACAGAACAGAGAGGUUAAAACUUUCUUUUGGCAAGCUCCGGAUUUACUAAUCUGUUUUUCUACGGCGUCUUAGCGCUGCAGUGUUGUCUUCUUUACAUUGUGUUCCCUUGAGAUCACUCAGAGGUUACACCGCCUGUGUCUCCUCAGAUCUGCCAGGCAAAGAGGAUAAAGAGGAUGACGAGGCCGAGGAAGGUGGGGUUCCUUCAGGAGACGGGGACAGUGACACCAAGUUGGCAGACGCUUCCUUACCGUCUGUUAAGCUGCUAACACCCUCCACGCCGCUGAGCACAGGUGAGCAAACAUAUCUGGUAAAAUUGAAGCAAACACAGGCGUGAAUCACAUCUGUCUCCAACAUGUAUUUGUACUCAGUAUUACUGGAGAGGAUAGCCGAAAAAGCUGCCUGUUGUUUGUUUCAUAAACAGUCCUGUAGCUGUUUCAAUAUCAGUAAAUCUGUCAGAGGACUGGGGGAAAACAAUUACCCUGCAUGCUUUGCCUGGAGCCUCUAAUUGCUUCCAACGGGAGGAGAAAACUGCUCUUUCAGACUGCUGGAGAACUCCUGAGAACAGAUGAGACAGGGAACAAUGCCCGGCACAUAAACACAUCCACUCUGUACUGUCUGUCAGAUAAAGACCCAUUGAUCCUAUGACAACAGCCGCUUUUCAAACCCAAACCCAUCCACACACACACACACACACACACACACACACACACGCACACACACAAGAAUGGAUUAAGUCCUGGCCAACGACUCUGGAGUACUUCAAAAUGAAGAGUUCUGCAUGAGUCAGUUUCAAUAAAUCUGUGAAUAAAUAACAGUGACAAACAGCAACAAAACACAACAGAAACCGACUCUCGAUAUCAAUCAUGACUCAUAUAAAACAGGACAGUGAUUCCUUUUAAGUGCUGGGAACUGUCGCUUAAAAAGAAAUUUAAAAUAGGGGCAUGCAAUGACAUUUUUGGGGCGGGGGUCCCAAGCAAGAAACAAUAAGACACCCUAACCAUAAAAUGUCUUUCAUCAUCUUGAUUUAUCUUGACUUACUAUUGUAUAUGUUUCAUAUGUUUCAAAACCUUAACCCAUAAGAAAUUGAACAUUUUAAACAUGUUUAUUUUACUAAGUUGUUAGGGUGUGUUAUUCCAGCAAAAAAUAUCCAAAGGCAGUUUAAUGGUAAAGAUCCAAAAGCCUCAAUUUUGUCUUUUUGUUUUUGUUUUUGUUUUUUUGUUGGUACAAAUAUGAUACAGAUUUGAAGCGUAGAGCAGGGAAAUAGACUCAGCACGUAUCUUUAUCAGAGCCACCCUUGACACACUUCUGAGACGAAGCUGCAACGCGUCCUUUGUGUGAAGCUGCACUCCUGUAUGUUUUAGCCUUAAGGGAGAUUAUUUUGAACACAUAAACUUUAUUGAGGCAUACACAGUACUGGAUUAAAAAAGACCCGUCCUACAAGGAUUAUGUAAAGCUUCUGCAACCAGAUCACUUUGAAAAAUAAAGCUGUAUUCCAGUUAAAACGCACCUUAGCUUGUUUGUAGACAAGCAAAAGAUGUGUUGAGUGCCUUGGUGGUCUAGUUUUGAGACACUUCGGGUUUUUUACGAGCUAGUGCAACUGAAUAAUAAUUUUAUUCACUCAAUUAUAACAAAACAUAUUCACAAAAGUCAGAAGGUGGUUCAAGUAGAGGGACAGUAAGGGGCCUGAUUGUGAUUCAAAUGUAGCCUGAGAUUGCCAAAGCAGUUCCUCCUUGGUGUACGGGCCUUUAGCCACUCACUUUAUUCCUUUAUGUUUAUGCUGCGUUCAAGUUACCUCGGAAGUCAGAUGUUGGAGCUGGGAAUGACAUCACACUGAGUUACCAGCACUUCAGUUACCAAGUCCGAAAAAAGCUAAAUCAGAUGCAGAAACAAGAUGGCUACUUCUAUAGAAGUAAUUUAUAGUCCUUGCUUAUACUCGGACAAGGCAAGCGCUAAAAUAACUUUCAUAGAUGUAGCCAUCUUGUUUCCGCUAUCUGAGUUCGCUAUUUUCCAACUUGGUAACUGAGACACCGUAACUCGGGUGUGACGUCAUUUCCAGCUCCGACAUCUGACUUCCAAGGUAACUCGAAUGAAGCAUAAGAGUUAACAGCAGCCGAAUCAAAAGCGUCUCCAGCAGUGAUUAUACUGAUAGGUCUAGCAACACCAGGCUAGUUCAAAUGUGCAUCUGCUACAAAGUGUAUUUGAUUGGAUUUUCUUCGUGAGUUUAAAUAUGGUGAGUGUUCAAGCCAGACAAAGUAACUACAUAAGGAACAUAAAUAAACAGGUCACCCACUGUGGUUUUACUGACAUAUUUGUUAUAGCAUCUGGACAAAAAUUGGAUAUCUAAAUCUUUUCUUUCGCUAUGAACAGACAUUUUUUUGGUGCUUCCAUUUAAUCCUUAAAAAGUAUGAAAAAUAACAAGUCUGUUGACCCAGAAUUACAAACUGACUGACUACAUUUACAAAUGACAAAUGCGUUCGUUAGUCCUUCAUAAUGAUCUUGACUUGUGAAAAAAUGUUCAUUAAGAGACAUACUCCCAGCCCAGUUCACAGGCGCAGAUGUAACCCACAUUACCUCGCUCAGAAUAGCAGCUGUUGCCAACUGAUGUACAAAAAUAGUCUCGUCAAAUGUGCCAACGCUGAUGACAAGACACUUAGAGGGCCCUGUAGCUCGAUGUGUCACAAGUGAGUGAAAAACAACAACAACGUUACAGGUCUGUCAGUCUGUGGUUUUGAUGAGUCCUCCCAAGUGCAAAAAAUAUAUAUUUGCAUUUAAAUUUGCAGUAAUCAUACAAACUGAAAAUAUUUGUUUGAAUUGACCCUCAGCAGGUGAUUGUGCAUCGAGUUCAGCCAUACAUUUCCCUUACACACUAUCUGCUCCUUUUUAGUAUGCAUGAUUGAACUUCUCCAUGAGCUUCAACUUAAUUGCUUUUUCUGAGGUGAGCCAAAUUGAAAUUGAAGGCAAUCAGAGGAAAACUACACAGAGCUCUCAGUCACAUAAUGAGGAGUAAACAUGAAGCUAAAUAAACAUGAGCGCAGACUUUUUCUUUUCCCUCAGCUUGUCUACAGGUGAAAGAGCUUUAGGUGAGGCCAUUAAAGAUUUUUAUAAGCAGAACCAAAAGACAUUACUAAGAUGUAAAUGAAGCUCCUGCACUCUAAUAGGGUGCAAUGAAGCUGCUCCUCACAAGAAAUGAACUGUGUGGCAUGUUUUGUUAAUGGGCUUGCUGAUUUUUCAUUCACACGGCUGAUUCUAAGGUCCACCCGUUCCUCUACUCUAAAUGCAAUUGAUCUAACACGUUUUAUUCCCUGUGUCUGAGCAGAUAAAAAGAUGGAAACACAUUUUUCAUGUCUUCAAUCGAGUGUUUGAGGUUUUGAGCUUUCACAGACCCACAAGCACUUUAGUUUCUGUUUGUGACUGUGUCUACUGUCCCUGGCAUGAGAGGCUUGUUCUCACAGGAAUGUGUCAGAUGACCGGGCAGUGUUCAGUGGAACGUAUCGCUCUGAUCCAUCCUUGUACUGUAGCCACCACAUACCAAACCCCGUCCAGGCCGCUUGGCCGGUGCGACAGCUGAGAUGUGACAUUUAUUGACAUGAGAGGGGAAAAAAAAAACUCUGCACUAGUUCAAUACCCGUCACGUUUUCCACUCCGCCUGACUCAGGGGCAUCAACUUCGCCCUGGAAAGUAAACAAAUGGACGCACCAGUCACGGGCGCAUAACACCGUAAUGAACCAGCACCUACUUUAUCAGCAGCCCCCACGUUCAAAAGGCCUGCAGCUGUGUGUUUGUUUAACACUGCAUUCACAUUUCCGACACGGCUAGUGUGUGUUUUGUUAGGAUGACAUUGUCAGUUCAGGCAUAUAUAGAGCAACUACAAGGACAUAUUUGACGCCCUUGUUGAAAGUUUCAACAAGGUUAAAAAUAGCUCCUGUUUAUUUCCUUUACGUGACCACUUAGUCUAAAUGAGAUUGUUUUUUAUGAGCUGUGCCCUGAUUAAAAGUAGAGAUUCAUGUUAUAGUCAGAAUUUGUAUAUUGCAUUAAUAGCUCUCAGGAGACUAUUCCAACAGAUUUAGGUGAUUAUCUGACUUCUUUUAUGCUAGCAUCACCAUGUUGCUGACAUUCAUGGUCUCUAAUAAUGUCUCAACUGUAGUUAAAUUCUUUUAGGGGGGACUUUUUUGCCUUUUUUACAAAGAACAGCUACAAACUGAUUGAAAAAUUAGAAGACAAAGUAAACAGGGUUAGUCAAACUGGUGCCAUUGCUUGUGAUAGCGUUUCAAAGACAUUAACUUCUCUCUCAAUAACUUGUUUCUUUCAUCAGGAGCAAUAAUCAGCCAGUUUUUCUUUUUUGGGGAUUCAUGUUCCUGACCAAAUCUAAUACCAACUUCAGUAAUGACCGCAGAUAGCAACUCAGAGAGCCAUGCGCUCAACCAACAAGCCAUUCUGUAGCCAAAAAUAAUGCUCAGAACAGCACCUAACUUCAUCAACAGUACAUGUAGGGUGCCAGCCACAGCACUAGCCACCAAACAUCUUUUUAACUUUGCCCAAUUUCUUUAGCAAAGAGACUAAAUACAACUCACCUGCUCACUUCCAGCAGCCGCUCGUUUGUAAGGAGACCUCCGUACAAAUCAUUUUGCACUGCAGACACAGUAGUUCUUCUGCCUUAGCGUCUCGGUCUGAUUGCAUUUCCAUGAGGAAAUUAUCAUAAAUGUUCUUCCUUGAGCUGCGAAACUCCACUGCAGUAGAUGAACUCGCCCGGAGGUCUCUGUACAAACAAGCGGCUGCUAGAAGAGAGAGGGUGAGAUGUGUUUAGUCUCAAUCAGGCAAAGCUAAAAGAUGUUUGGUGGCUAAUACUAUGGCUGUGACCCUAUAUAUACUGUUGAUGAAGUUAGGUGCUGUUCUGAGCAUUAUUUGUGGCUAUAGAGUGGUGUUCUGGUUGAGCGCGUGGCUCUCUGUAUUGCUAUCUGCGGUUGUUACUAAAGUUGGUAUAACUAGCAAAGCAAGUGGUCAGCAACAUUAAUCUCUUGACGGGAUGUCUAACUCUGUUACGUGUGUUUGACCCUAAAUCAAUUUUAUGCCAGAAUAUCCCUUUAAUGCAGGUAGAGGAUAAAAUAAGCAAGACUGCUUUUUUCACAGUUUGUUCCAAAAUUGAAACAGACUGAAAAUUGGUAGAGUCUUCAACUGAUUCUCCUGUCAAACAAGCAGUGUAGUGUUUGUAUUUUUCAUACAAAAAAAAAAAUCAAAGGUUGUCUGUAAGUGUUUUAACUGUUUGAGACGUUUUAGGGGAAACUUUAAAAUGCACUCAGUCCCCUCAGACACAUUACAUGGCAGUGUAAAAAACAGGAUGUUUGGUCCAGCUUCCAAACUGACCUCAUGGUUUCGCUGCUUUUACUUUCCUGGCAGAACAUCGAGCACCGUGUCAAACUGAAAAUCUCACAUCUGCCUCAUUCUCUUCGCUGUUUUUAACAGUGCAGCACUGGAGCAUUAUUAUGAGAAUUAUUCAUAAGGGAGACAUCCUAACACCAUUUUACUUUUAUGUGAUAAAUAUUCAUUAGGCUUUAAUUAAAAAAUAGCCCAUCAGUGCAAUAACUCAUCAUUCUUUGUUUUUUCCUGCUGUUGAGGAUGUGAUUAAGAUACAAAAGACACGUCAGGAUCUGUUAAGUAAAACUGCUGCGUGAAGCUACAGUAAAUGGAGCACCAGCACCUGCCAGCAGAGUCAUAUUUCAGUGAGCUUGACAUUUUCAUCUCAGCCCGUGACAGUGAUUGAGCUCUGGGGUCAGGAGAUGAAAAAGGUAAAAUGAUAAGAGCUUUGUCAACAGCAGGCAGGACAGCAGGGUAUUGCUGAAGCGUAUAAGAAAGCACAGGGGAAAAUCCUCCAUCACUCUCGAGGAUCUGAGGCAGGAAAAGAGCACAGCUUUGCUCACAAAGGGUACAGUGUUGUGUCAAGUAUGAAAACAAAUGUAAGUGCAAAUGUGAGUGCACUAAUAAACACGUCAACAUGAGCACGCAUUAACACAAACUGUACAAGAAGAUGCGAAUGAGAGAGCUGCAGGCUGUACUGUUCAAGCAGACACUCACAUACAUAGGACAUAAUGGAAGCAGCAGCUGCCACGCAUUUGAUCUAUGCGAUUCUAGGAGAAAGGCAAAGAGCAGCAGAAGCAGAAAACAUAAAGCCUGGGAAGAGACUUGUAAAAAAAAAAAAAAAAAAAAAAAAUCAGGCCAGUCAGAGAGAACUGUCCCAGUUUAAAAAUAACAAACCCACCUAUGGGAGUUUCCCCUUUUGAAGGAGGGUGUCGAAGGGAAAUCAUAAACAAAAGGGAGAAUUAGGGGAGCGGGACAGGGUGGGAUGGGAAAAUCAAAAACAUAACCCGUAAACGUACAUUAAAAGACAGAUGAGAAAAACAUAAAACAGAAAUGUUCAACCACACAGAUUCCACUUAAAGUUUUACGUAGGGAACACGUCGGACAUCUUUAAUGUAUAUACAGACAUUUUGUGGGUUUUGUGGUACUGAUGUCUGCAUAUUUAAGUUUUCAAGGUCUACCACUCUGGGGACUUUUUAAGUUUUCAAAGUGACACAUAAUAAGGACACCAUAUGUUGUGCAUUCCCCAGGCAUGUUUAAACCCCUUCUUAAAAUACAUUAGGCAAAAUCUAUGGCUGCUCUACUCACACAUACUAAUAUUCACACAUAAGUUGCGAUGAGUCCUCUCUCCAUCAGCUGCCACCAUUGUUAGUAAUUUUCUUUCUUUGUUGUUUAAAUACUGUUUAUAAUGUAUUUGUAUAAGCUUUACACUGGAUACAUUUUGUGUGUAAAAUAGCAUCCUCUGCUGGGCAGAGUCAAGGAGUGUGUCUCAUGUUGUGCUGAUGUUAUUAUAUCCGCCUAACUAGGACACAUUAAAGCUCCUGUGAGAAUUUUUUUGGUUUUUGUCAAUUUAGUAACCCCCGUCGAUAAAACAGUCUUUGAUUCUGCAGGAUUCAUUUUGUUGAAAUAUUUGCUUGUUGGUCAUUCAAACCUCCCUCAAAUUGAGCAGGUCUCCCCUUAACUCAUCCUGCAACCAUCCACCAACACCUUUAGUUUUUCCAUUAUUGUGCUGACAAAUAACCAAAAAGGACAGCAAACAUGACCUCCAUGGCAGAGGUAAUAAAUUUGUAAGCUCACACGCCACUAAAGCUGCCUGCUGUGUGAUUUAGUGAGAUGUCAGUUUAUCCUGUUCAUUUGUUCCUGUCUCUGAGGUCCAUUAUAGCACCUGGCUCUUUAUGGAGAAGUGAUUGUCUCUGAUAAGCCUGCAGCUAAAUGACUGAUGAGCUUGUGUGUGUUUGCUAAUGACUGGGAUGCAAUUAGAGGCUGCAUGCAAGGUUUUUUUUUAAAAAAGUAUUACACACUAACAGUCUUUUCUUAUUUAAAGGAUUGCAUGCCAUUAGGAUAUAUGAGAAAACAAGGUCCAUAUUAAGAAGCAUGAUAAUUCAGUGAUCAGAGGAUGAAAAACGGUUAUCUUUGCCCAUCUGUGAGGCAAUAUAUCAUGGGAAGUGGCUUGUUUUUACUCCCCAUUUAAAUUGCCCUUUUGUAAUCAAAGUAUAUAAAUAUAUACGGCACAAAUGAGCUUCGCAGACAGCUCUGUAAUGGUCAUGCAAACCCAUGCUUACUCCUUAAUUUCCACAGCCAACCCAUUUCCUUUGCAGUGUUAAAACAAGUCCAACGCAAUCAUAAUCGACUGUUCUCGCAUGGAAACUCCAGAUGGCUUACGUAAUGCAAGAGAAACUUACUCUGUGGUUCUGAGUGGGCUGAUUUGUAACACACACACACACACACACACACACACACACACACACACACACACACACACACACACACACACACACACACACACACACACUUGCCUCUUCUUUUAGGCCCUGCUCAGUUUGAAGUUGGCGUCUUACAAGCUUUUAAACAGGAUUAGCACAUUAGGAGGAAAGCACGCUUUUGCCAUGCUGGGCCUGAGCCAAAAUGUUUUCUGGCUGAGUUUGAACUCUGAUUAAAUGCUUCUGUGAUUUCUCAUGAAUGCAUGAUUAGUUUGCUUUUAAGUGACAUAAAAGUAGACAUUUACAGCCAUUUCUAAGUUGUGGGAUUUUCUUGUUCUUUGAUAUGUUCAUAAAUCAUUCAAAAUUAAUCUUGUUUUUUCUGGCGUUUCCAACCAAAUCUGAUCAAAAUGAAUUUCUGCUCUCGUUUCAGGCAAACCCAGAGAAACUGCCAAUAUACCUGCAUACACUGAAGACUGGAUGACAAGCCUGACGGACAGCGAUAUCACCUUUCUUCCAGACUGCAACAAAGAGCACUCUGGGAUUUGCAACCUGUCUGACACCUGGGACUCCACGCCCCCCUUAGAUAUCAAGCCAACACAAAACACCACUGCCACAAACCAAUCAGUCAACCCUUUCCUGAUCCCAGCGCCACCCAUGUUGGUGCCGCUUUACACUGACUGGAACAGUGCCAUGGCUGCUUGGGGCCUUGCAUGGGAGGCACAUGUUUACGGCACUGGAUGUGCCUUUGCCAUGGUGACACUAGCUUCAGCACUCAAUCUCUUGUGCUUGCCACUGCGGUGUCCAUCUGGAUGUGGCUACUUUGCCCUAGUGAGCCUUUUUUUACUGGCUGCUGGUUGUACCAGAUCUUUCUCGCUCCUGUAUGAUGCCUACGGCCACCAGGACCGCUUACCUUCCACAGAAGCCUCACUGAUGCUCUACGAAGCACCAUUUCCCUGCUUGACUGCGGCGUUCGGCCUGGUUUUCCUACUCCUCUCCAUGCGCUCCAGAAUGCAGCUUUCUUACUCAGCCUUCCAGAGACCGUGUUUCCUGGCCUGCCUUGUUGUCCUGCACUUUGCUGCUGCAUUCGGACCAGUGACAUUGCUGAAGCUCUACCAGGAGAAGCCUCCCCUUUGCCUCUUUCUUUCACUCCUCUCCCGCGGAGCCUUUGUUGCACUGGCCACAUUUUUGUCCACUGCCUAUUUUGUGUUUUACAUCUACGUGAGGGCAGACUCGAAGCACAUCUACCACCUGAAUAACACGUCUCCGACCCCUGCUGAGCGCUACAACCGCUGCCCCUUUGCUGAGAGUCGAGACUGGGACCGUGCUGCUGUAACAGUGUGUAUUUCAGCAUUGUUUUCUCUGGCCUGUGCUGGACUGCAGUUGUAUGCGAUUCUUAAUGCUCUGGGAAUCGCAGGUGGUGAGGAGGUCUUCCAUCCUUGGCCUUGGUGGGCUUUUCAGUUCAGCUGCAGACUGUGUGAACUGGCAGUCUGUCUCACCUUGGCCUUGGUGGUGGCACAACCAGUCUAUUGUUCUGACCACCUCCCGGCCGCAGGGAGCUGUUGGACAGAACUGUUGGCAACAAAAUCGCCGAUCCUGCCUGGGACCUACCAGUGGAACCUGAGCCAGCAUGAGAAGCUCGCCAUCGUUGACACCGUUGGGCUCGGGGAGACCGAAAGCCUACCUCUUUACACUCUGGUGGAUGAGAGACUUGGUUGCAGCCUGAAUGGCCUCGAUCUUCUUUACCACAGCAACAGGGCCUUGGCAUACCGAGACUUAGACUUAGAUAUGGACCUACAGGGUUCAGUAAAACCUGAGGACAGUGGCGGCAGGGAUCCAUCAGGUGCAUCCUCAUUUACCAGUGACUCCACCACAGACCUGCGACCGCCUUCACCGAUCAACCUGCGUCGCAGCAUAGAUGAGGCCCUCUUCAGUGAUUCCCUUUUCCCCAUGAGCCUCUUUAGCCCCACCAGGCCUCUUCGGUGCAGUGAUCUAUCUAUGAACAACCACAGUGCACUUCCAAGCAACGGCCUCUGCGAUCCCCUUUCGUCUGACUCUGGCCUGUAUCGGACCUCAUCCUGCGUAGAGAUGACCUCCAUACCCAAACCCCCUUGUGCCGGAUCUCAAGGAGACACUGUCGUAGGUGCACCACCGUCUCCUUCCCUGUCGUCAUCCUCGAGCUGUUCCUCUCCUGAACGUUGGAGGGGCAGCUCUUCCUCCUGCUCCCUCUACCGAGCCUCUCUGGGGGGCUCCUCACUGGUCCUCUGCCCAAGCCCAGAGAGACAUGCACUUCAACUCCAGCAGCAAGGGGGCACAGGCCAAGUGCCACCCGGUCACACUGACCCACAGAGGAACUAUCAAACACUGGGCGCAGCCUCUCAGGAGAGCCUUGACCUGGAUAUGUCGUCAGAGGCAGACCGAUCCGUACAGGAGGAGUUCAUCAGUGUUUGCAGACAAAUCGAUGCUUUGAGUAUCUGCAGCGAGACUAUUGAUUUAUAAAAGGACAGUGUGGUCAAAGACGAGUUACGAGGACAGAUUAAAGGAGUGUGCAAGUUGACUGUCAGGUGUUUGGGUAUUUUUGAAUACACGGUGGAAGACGUAUAGCUGCCAAAUUAGGGUUUUUGGAGGUUUGAUGAGCUUUCUGAAGUGGUCAUUAGUGAAUGUCUAUGAGGAUCAAAGUGCCAAGAAUGUCAAAAGCCAAAAGGUAAUUUGUAACUUUUACAUGUUUGAUAAUGGCUGGUGAAGUUUAAUACUGUCAAAAGAAUUGUAACACUUUCCUGAGUGGAGAAAAGAAGAAUUUAUUUGUACAAAUGUUUUUAUUGCAUUCAAACAUUCCAAUAGAUAGUACUGUGACUGAAUCAAGCACUUAUUAAAUACUACUGAAAUCAUACCCUUUCGAUCUCUGCCAAAAGCAUUCUCAUUACAUCUCGUGUUUGAUGAUGGGAGUAUAACUGAGUUUGUAAAGCUAUUAACUCUCCAUGUCAACAUGCCACUCGUGUUAUCUGCAGUUAUGGAGCAGCAGUGCCCUCUACUGGUGAAAAGCACACUAUGUUGCCGUAUCCUCCUUCAUAAACCAUAAAUGGUUCUGCUUCUACUCACACUGACUGGCUUAAUAAUUUAUUUAUGUUCAUCCAUACUUUUGCUCAGAAUAUUGUUUAAUAAAGCUUGCUUUAUUAUA